Molecule: messenger RNA, 4362 nt
Organism: Pygocentrus nattereri (red-bellied piranha)
Lineage: Eukaryota; Metazoa; Chordata; Actinopteri; Characiformes; Serrasalmidae
Product: GTPase IMAP family member 8
Exons: 6
Coding region: 1529-3820 (763 amino acids)
Molecular function (GO): GTP binding
Source: RefSeq, a predicted model, not a curated record
GUCAAACACAAGACCAGGUCUGUGACACCAAUCCUAUUCAGCCUGCAAAAUAUUUACCUUUUUUAUAGUGUAAUAUAAUAUUAAUAUAUCACACAAGCAACAAACAACAAAAUCCAACCAGUCCAAAUUGCAGUUUAGCCAAUAUAAACACCUAACGUUUGCUCAGCAGCUCAGAAAUAGAGCCCAAGUAUUGAUGAACUUGCAGGAGGGAUGCCAGGGGGACAUAGAUUUUGAAUACUUCAAGUAUGCAUGUAAUAUUUCAAGGUCUACUACAAGUGCCUGUAUUUUACUGUUUCUAGUUUUUGCAUAUUUAGAAUAAACAGUGAUCAGUUUGGUUCAUAUCACAAUGUUAAUUAAAAAUGAAACAAAACAUCGUCGUUCUCUGGCCCAUGGAUUUCAUGAGAUUUUUAAUAUGGCCUUUUUAGUGGAUGAGUUUGACACACCCGGUAUAGAGGAAGGAACCUGAUAGAGUAUUGUCGUUGACAUACAAGUCUCGAGAUUACCCUCUAUCAGAGUUACGCAGUAGUAUGUAGAGAAGUCAUGUUGAAGCUUGGAUCUAAUGAUUCUGCUCAGAAUGGAGAGUUUAGCGCCUUUUCAUUUGUAAUAAGUGUCAUUUGAAAUAAGUUUGGCUCAGUCUUCCUCCAGUCUUUUGGUUCUGUUUUAGAGCGCAGCAGUUCAGCUUCUUUUCCCUUCUCAGAUUGAGAAGGAAGAAUCUUUUAAAGCUUGUUUUCUCCACGUGGCUGUUGAGGCUUGUAUUAAUGGAGCUGGAGCUUUUUAUGCGACUAAUUGAGUAAUAGGACUUCUGAGACUUGAAUCUUUCAUCCUGGGCUUUGACUUUAAUUUUUGCUCUUCUGCUGUUUGAAGCAUAUUACACUGCUGUACAUUUAGAGUGAAAUGCUACUUUGAAAAGCCAAUUUAGAAACAUCCACACUCCAAAAAGUGAUGUGUUAAAUAACGACACACUGUGCCCACUUUCUGUCUCAUAUUGUUUUCUGGUUUAGCACAUUCUGUGUUCAAAGUAACAUAAAUUGUGUUAUCUCUAACUGGGCCUGGAAAUCUUUCAUCAUGUUUUGUGUUAACUGAUGUGUCCAAGUGGAGACAGAAUGGGUUUUUAUUUAUUUAUUUAUUUUUACACGUGUGUUGCAGAUGAGCUAGUGACAUAUUUUAGAGCAUAAAGCCAAAUUAUGAAGCUUAGCGACGGUGUAAAUUCGAGUUUUGGUCAAAGCUAUUUUUUGUAUUGAAGUGAGUUGGUGCUGUUUGGGACGCCACUAGUUUUCCAUUAUUGUUUGCCACAUUAACAUUUGUAGGGGAGGCAUUCCAUUAACAUGAGCCUACUUGUCUCUAAAGACUGUGUUCAGGUAACCUGCAGGUUUGGUGGGCAAGGUGUGGCUGAACAUCAGCAGUGUGAUUCACACAUGUGGAUGGCAGUCUCACCUCCACCCACAACCAGAAUGCAUGGGAGGUGAUGAGCAAUAGUAGUUGUGAACACAAUUGAGUGUGAGUGUAUGUGUGUUUUGUAGGGAAGAGUAUGCAGGAGGGUGGAGUUAACCUGCUAACUCACCGAGAGAUUACAGAGAGAAAGAGAGAGCGGGAGGGAGGAGGGUUGACAGACAGGUGGAGAACUGAACCUGCUGACAGAGCUGACCUGACUGUGAGAAGAGAGAGGUGCACAUUCAGACACUCUCCUCUGAAGGUUGAAGUCAGCAUGGAUUUCUCUGGUCAGGAUACGUGCGAGAAGUGGCCUGGAAGCCAUUCCGAUGCACCAGAGCUGCGUCUGGUCCUGGUGGGCAACAUUGGCUGUGGUAAAACCCUAACAGCGGACAAUCUCCUGGGCCAGACCUCCUCAUCUGUGGUCCUGAGCCCCUCCAAACUGUGUGAGGUGCGGCAGGGUGUGUCCGAGGGCCGCCGGCUGACGGUGGUGGAGACACCCCGCUGGUACUGGAGCGGUCAGGACCUUGAGUCCACCAUCCAGAGAGAGACAGAGAGGGCGCUUAACCUGACUGCUCCUGGUCCGCACGCUUUCCUCAUCCUAGUGCCUGUGGGAGAGUUCACAGAGAUGGAGCAGCGGGUUCCUACCCAGCUAGAGCGCACGUUCGGGACAGGAGCACUUAGGCACACCAUGGUGCUCCUGACCUGCGGAGAUUACCUGCUGGGCCGGGACGUGGAACAGUACAUAAUGAAAGAGGAACCGCACCUGAAGGCCAUGGUGGACAGCUGCGGAGGUCACUGGCACGUCAUUAAUAACCGCCGGCCACGGGACAGACAACAGGUCAUCUCUUUGCUGGAGAAGGUGGAGCAGCUGGUACAAAGUAACAGGGGCUGCUACCUGCAGAGCGCCCUCCAGAGGGAGGUGGAGGCACGCGUCAGGGAGAAGGAGCGUGAGCUCCAGAGGAGAUACAGCCUCAGAGAGGAGGAGAGAUUAGAGAUGACCCCCCAUGCACUGGCACAGCCACCACAGAAAGGGGGGAUUGGGGUAUUUAGAAGCCAAAGCAGAGAAGAGGUUAAGGAGAAAGUGACUUCGCAGCAGCUGCCUAAUGGGCUUUAUUCACAGCCGUCACCGGGGCAGCAGGAGACAGCCACUGGACCCAUGCAGAAGAGCUCCAGUUUCAAGCUGAAUAAAGAGGGAGCCAUUCUCAGUCAGAUGUCUGAGAAGACAGAGGCCAGCAUCAGUCGGAGCAACCAGAGCUUCAGAAACACCAUCCGUCAUCGCAUUGCAUCCUCGGGUGACCCCAGCUCCCCUGCAGUCACAGUCUCAUCAUCAUCCUCAGCUGUUGUAACUUCUUCCUCUUCCUCAUUGGGCAGUAACUCCUCAGCUUCAGACCUGAGGUUGGUUCUGCUGGGCCAGACUGGUUCUGGGAAGAGCACUGCUGGGAAUGCCAUCUUGGGCAGAGAGGAGUUUAAAGUGCGUAGGAAAUUGACUGGUGCAACAACACAGCAGCUUGCACGAGGAACAGCUGUAGUUGGACACAAACAGGUGGCAGUGGUGGACACUCCGGACUGGUUCUGGUCCGGCUGUUCUCCAGGAGAGCUGAAGGCCCAUCAGUCAUCCUGCACAGCACUAUGCAGCCCAGGCCCACAUGCCUUCCUGCUAUGUGUGCCUGUUACUCAUCCUGGUCACUCCAUCCUGCAUGGCCUGGCUGCUAUAGAGGACGCCUUUGGCUCUGAGGCCCUCCUAAAACGGACCCUGGUCCUUUUCACUUACUCAGACCUUCUAGGAGGAGGAGGAGUGGAGGAAUAUAUUGCAAAGAAGCGGCCCGAGAUGCUGGAGCUGGUGGAAAAGUGUGGCGAUCGCUACCAUGUACUACAGCACGGGAAGACAGGAGGAAGACAACAAGGGAAAGUGGAGGAGCUCCUGGAGAAGGUGGAGCAGUUGGUGAAGGAAACUGGAGGGGGUUGCUACAGCAUCCAGCAGCAGCCUGAACACACGAAGAAACAAGAGGACAUCGCCAGAGAGAGAACGACACCAUUAGGCAGAGAAAGAGGAGAAAAACAGCUGGAUGAGACAGACCGAGCCAUCUCAACCAUGCUUCACUCUCUGAAAGAGGAAGAUGAGGAUGAAGAAGAGGUGAAGAAAAGUGUGAAACCGGAGGAAACUGUGACCUCAUCUUCCUCUCGGCUUGGCUCCAUCCUUCGCUUUGUGGGAGGGAAGGUCGGAGCAGGUGCCAAGCGUGUACCGAAGCUGGUAGCUGGAGGAGCGCUGCUAGGGGGAGUAAUGGGACUGUUUUUUGGAGGACCUCUGGGGGGUGCUGUGGGUGCUACAGCAGGAUCUGUAGCUGCUGAGGUGGGAAGAAGAAAAUAUGGCAAAAGCAAAACAGACUGAAGCGCGGUGUUCCAAAUCUCAGUGUUCCCUACUCGCUCUUCCUAAGUUGGAAUAUCAGGACCAUUGUAUAAAACACUGUUACAAAGAACAGAACUGAACUCAAACUAAUUUCCUAGCAUGCUGGCAAAAUCCUAUACCAACAUAAUGUAACUUUGUGCUCAACAUUUGUUAAAAUGUGCAAAUUUAAAGUGUAAUUUUCCUUUUAAAACCUGUUUAUAUCCAGUGGUGAACCAUAAAUAUUAGAGCUAUCACUGUCAAAUGAGCCACCAAUGUUUAAAAAAGCACUAACAAUUUUCAUCAGUGCUGUUUUCUGCUAGCACACUAUGGGAUUUCUAGUGGCUAAUGCGAGUGCAUGUGAAUUUUUUUUUUGGCCAUUCAAGAUAAAACAUGGACAUUUGAAGCUUGUAAAAGUCUUUGUAGCUUUUAUUGAACCUUGUAACAGUAACCGUUUCUGCUAAUGCUAAUAGCAUGUUAGGACUAAGCUAAUGCUGGUGCAAAUAAAUAUUUUUUGGCUGUUUAGGAUUAAAUGAUUUUGUUGAAAA